Molecule: messenger RNA, 1057 nt
Organism: Marchantia polymorpha subsp. ruderalis
Lineage: Eukaryota; Viridiplantae; Streptophyta; Marchantiopsida; Marchantiales; Marchantiaceae
Source: the annotation of a GenBank genome assembly
GAUCUUCCAACUCUCGCAUCAUUUCUCGCCGUAGACACUGACUAUCUCCUAGAUCCUCUGUUUUCAUUUUCCACACGUGAAGUGGAAUACAGACGACGAUCAUGAACUUCUCGAAGGCGGAUUUUAAGUCCAAUAUGGUGCAUGGCAUAGUCCUGCUUGCUUGCAUUUACAGCACAUGCCUAGUGCUGGUACAGAGGGUCGAGGCUGCCGAUCCCGAUCCUCUGGUUGACUUUUCACCAAACGCAACCACACCAGUCUUCCGCAACAUCUUUGUCAACGGAGAUGUAUCUAUUGGAUCUGGAGGAGUUCGAGCAGCUCUCGACAUCGGAAGGUUCCCAGGCCUUACGUCCGAGGGUCUGACCGUUGUUCAGUUCAAGAUGGUACCGUGUGGAGAGAAUCUACCACACACCCACCCGCGUGCUACAGAGCUCCUUUCCUUGAUCAGUGGUGGUCCACUUCAGGCUGGUUUCGUCGACACCACAGGAAAUGCUCAGAUCCACAUUCUGUACCCGGGAGAUCUCAUCGUCUUUCCUCGUGGUUUGUUACAUUUUGAGUUGAAUGUUGGUACAGAAACAGCUUUCUACGUCUCUGCUCUGAAUAGCCAAAAUCCGGGCACUUUGGAUGCUGCUGGAGCGGUUUUGCAAUUACCUGAGCGCGCAGCGGCUGUAGCUUUCAAUCAAGAUAUAAAAACAGUUGCAGCCCUGAAAUCGCAGAGAUCUUAUAACGAGCCCCCGACUCUGGAGGCUGCCAAGCCUGGAGUGUGUGUUCCUGGCCAGUUGAUUUCCACCACUGUCUGAGAAGAUGUUGAAUGUGUGCUGAUCCGAACCAAGGAAGCUGGUUUUCACUUUUCAGUACGUUCGGCUUAUAUGCACGUUCACAUGGAUGCAGUGUUCAAUGCCUGAAUGCCAGCGAAUAUAAGAGGAUUGAAGUGAGAGAAAGAUUUAUGUUCGAGAGAAAUUAGUUUUAGAGGAGUACUUGCAGCUGAGAGGGAUGUGUGAGCUUGUAUAAUGUAAAUUCUGUUAUACCGGUAAUCAUUAUGAAAGAAAGAAUGAAGAAU